GAUGGGGCCACGUGGUGUGUGACGAAGAAGGUGGGCGGGAGCUUCUCGAGGGAAAGGUGAUUGUUUGCUGUUGUUUUCGUGGUGGGGAAAUCACGAUGGUGAUAGCGAACCGGAACGAUGUGACGGAGCGGACGGAGUCGGAAGACUACGUCCUGAUUGAAGAUUGCCUUCCUCCUCUGCAGUACUCUCCAGCAAAGCGUAUAUCACCUGCGAAACGCAAGCAGUACUACAUCAAUCAAGCAAUCCGUAACUCUGAUCUUAUUCCCAAGGCAAAAGGCAGAAAAAGUCUGAGAAGACUUGAGAACACUCAUUAUCUGAUGAACCUUGUGGAGAGAGAAGACUGCAUCAAGGAUGGAGAUGAGGCAGACCCAGCUUCCCCAACGAUCUUCACAGAAGCUUGUUGCAAUGAUGACUAUAUUGAGAUCUGGAAUGAUUUUAUGAACCGUUCUGGUGAAGAGCAAGAGAAGUUUUUACAUUAUCUGGAGGAAGAGGCGAAGAAGAAGAGCAAAAGGAAAGUGUGCUCAAAUUCCCAGGAUACAAAAGGAGAGCACUCUGGCUGCACAGGAAAGGAGUGUUUUCAGAGGAUUGACCGAAGAUUGCGUAUUACUCUAAGACGACGUCAGAUCCCUAUGGGCACCCUAGAAUUUUUGGAAGAGGAGUUGACUGGAUUCUUUGCCAUAAAACCACAAUCUGUGUACAAGGCAAUGUUGGAAAACAGCUAUGAGAGGCUGUUGCUUCAUGCUCUGUGUCAGUAUCUGGAUCUCAUCUCGCAAAGUUUUGACUGCAAUGGAAAAAGACAGACUGAAGUAAGCAACAAAGGCACAGAUUUUCUGCCCCCAGUACCCCUUUUAUCUGUCUACCUGGAACAGCAGAGUUGAUUGGUAUGAAAUCUGUCCCUCCCUAGCUAAUCUUUAAAUGUUGGAUGAACAUAAUCAGCUGCAGCCAAAAGAUUCAUUCAUAUAAAACAUUCUCCCUGCUGCGCAGUCACCUGAGUUCCUCCAGCAUCAUAGUGUUUUUCAACUUAAAACACCGUGAUUUCUGAAUAAAAAGUUAAUUAUUUUGUGCUUUAAACCAUAAAUACUUUUACACUUUUUGAAGAUUCAAAAAAAAAUUCCCCUCAACUUUCUUUUAAUGCUUUCUAGAGCACUCAGAAUUGAAAUUUGUUUUCUUGCAGGUAUAUAUGUGAUAUGAUUGUACAAUUGACUAUUAUGAUUUGAUAGUAUAUAUUACAAUUUUUGUUACCCAUCCAGUUUUCACCAUUGCCUCUUAUCAAAGUUGCCUCAUAUUGAUUACUCCUCUUGCCCAACAUGUGUGCCUGUAAAAUUCCACAUAUAAUUGUUAAGCCCUGGCUUGCAAUAAGCUAACAUUGCACAGACCAGGGAUGCAAACUGGUGUUAGUUAUGGAAUUGCAGCAUGUGGUGUUUUGUUUCUAGGACAUAAGGUUGCUGGAAAAUUUGUUUUAAUAUGUUUUUAAAACAAAUUUAGCUAAAGUUACAAAUAAUUAGGCAUUGUGGAAAAUAAAUUGACAUUGUAGGAUUUGAUCUCUGAAAGAUUUGUUUUUAAACUUUUACUUGUGAAAGAUCUUUUGGUUUUGUGUGCACCUUUAAAGAAAAAAGCUUGGAGUUAGAUAGUAUUAUGUUGAUGGUAUUUUGUGAAUUGUGCUGUUAUGGACAUUGUUACUUGUUUUGGAAUACUUGCUUCAGUUUACCACGGUGUGAGCUUAGUCACCAAUGGUUUUAAUUUUUAAAAGGAGAUACUAUGUUUUAUUUUAUGGAGUGUGUGCUGUUUAAUAAAGUUUCAAAACAAUAGGCAAAUCUUCAGUUGGAUAUCAAUCUGUGAGCCAUUUUCAUUGUGCGGUAUUUUACUAUUUCAUCAUUUUUUUCAGCUGAAAUAAAUAUGUUUGAGUCAU
Molecule: messenger RNA, 1909 nt
Organism: Pristis pectinata (smalltooth sawfish)
Lineage: Eukaryota; Metazoa; Chordata; Chondrichthyes; Rhinopristiformes; Pristidae
Gene: r3hdm4
Product: R3H domain containing 4
Exons: 8
Coding region: 96-878 (260 amino acids)
Molecular function (GO): nucleic acid binding
Source: RefSeq, a predicted model, not a curated record